Syzygium oleosum is the source of this 1860-nucleotide messenger RNA. Its product is annotated as disease resistance protein RPV1-like. The record is from RefSeq and is a predicted model, not a curated record. Lineage: Eukaryota; Viridiplantae; Streptophyta; Magnoliopsida; Myrtales; Myrtaceae. The transcript has 3 exons. Bases 1 to 1860 code for a protein of 619 amino acids.
AUGCGAAGAAACGAGGGAACAGAAAACAUUGUAGCACUCAAACUUGGAGGAGAUUCAAAAUUGCAUUGUAUCACACGCGGAGAACUUUUAAGGCUGGUCAAGUUAAGGUUCCUCGAAUUGGAUGGAGGAAACUUUGUUGGGGACUUCCAGGAUCUCCUCUCGGAGAUAAGAUGGCUUUCUUGGCAUCAUUGUCCUUUGGAGUUUCAAGGAACUAACUUCUCUCCGAGCAAUCUAGUCGUCCUCAAAAUUUCAAGAAGUGACGUCACAAAUGAUUGGGGUGGUUGGAGCCAAAUCAUGGAAAAAAGUAGGUUAAAAGUUCUGAAUCUCAGAUGUUGCAGGAGCUUGACCAAGACCCCGGAUUUCUCUACUUGCCUGACUUUGGAGAGACUGAUUUUGAAGGAUUGUGAAAGCUUGGUAGAAAUCGACCCAUCCAUUGGUAUGCUGCAGAACUUGAAACACUUGGAAAUUAAUGGGUGUAACGGUUUGAGGAUGCUUGAAAGAGCUUCAACCGAGCAAAAUCUAUGCUCGUUACCCCAAUUUUUGCCAAACUCACUGGGUAAUCUGAAGUACCUAUCGACCCUAAGAAUGGAAAAUAUGGAACUUCUUGAGCUUCCAGAAUCUAUAGGAGAUCUAACAGGUCUGCAAUGUUUGUCUCUGAGUCACUCUUCUGUUAUUGAUCUUCCAAGCUCAAUUGGGAAACUAAGGUCUCUAGUUGAGUUGACUUUGUCUCACACGAAAGUUACAGAAUUACCCGAGUCGAUCGGAGAGCUCAAGAGACUGGAGGUACUAUUGAUGCCAGGUUGUAAGUUAAGGAAGCUUCCUAAGGCAAUAGGUAUGUUGGAGAAGCUUAAAGAGUUGGUCGCUUAUGAUUGUGAACUUUUGGAGGGAGAAGUCCCGAGCGAAAUCGGGGCAGUGUCAUCUUUGAGAAUCCUAGACUUGGGAGGGACUCGUAUUUGCAAAUUGCCAACAUCUAUCAAUCAGCUUCAUCAACUUGAGAGUCUGCAUCUGUUUCCUUGCCAUGAGCUUCCAAAGCUGCCAGAGCUUCCUGCAAAUUUGAACACAUUAAACUUUAAGUCCGCAACACUGGGAACGAUUCCGAACGUCUCGAACCUGACCAAUUUAGUCGCUCUAAGUUUAUCUGAUUAUGGCCGUCCUAGAUUUGUUGCACCUUCAAAAGAGUUCGGCCCACAUCACGAACCGGAUGCUAGUCAAACACCAGAUUUGCGGUGGAUUGGGAGGCUACGCAAGUUAAAGAGGUUGAAAUUGGAACUUUCUGAUGUGACCAUGUUGCCUGCUGAGGUUAAUUCCCUUACUGGGCUCCAACGACUCGACUUACCUUGGUCCACCUUUCUAUCUCACACGCAGUAUCCAUCCAAUCUUCAGAGGUUGAAUCUCAUCGGUUUUGAGUCCACGGUGGAAUGGUCACGGGAUCACAACUUCAAGAAUUUGUCCAGCUUCGAGUUCUGCAGAUCUAGUUUAACUGACAUCCCGCUGAAUAGGCUUGGACAAUUUGAGAACCUUACUGAAUUGUACGUGACGGACUGUCGACUUCUCGAGAGCUUGUCCAAUAUAUCGAGCUUGAGAAAGCUCCGGCGUUUGUGGAUUACAAAUUGCCCGCGGUUAGUUGAGAUUCGAGGCCUUGGCCAGUCGGGAUCACUGGAGGAUUUGCAUAUAGAUGGUUGUGUCUCCUUAAGGGAGUUACCAGAUCUGUCGAACUUACCAAACCUGAUGACAUUGGAUUUCUCUGGUUGCAAAUCUUUGGCGAAUUUGCCUCCCGUGGCAAAUGAGGAAGCAUGCCGUGUGACUAUUCAUUCCUGCGGGAUGCUACGUGAUUUCGAUGGCCCUUAUCAGCUUCACUAG